Molecule: messenger RNA, 1705 nt
Organism: Annulohypoxylon truncatum
Lineage: Eukaryota; Fungi; Ascomycota; Sordariomycetes; Xylariales; Hypoxylaceae
Exons: 2
Coding region: 91-1428 (445 amino acids)
Source: RefSeq, a predicted model, not a curated record
CAUCCCUCAUCGCGUCAAGUUAUCCUUUCCACCCUUCAUCAUACUUCUAUUGCUUGUCGCCGAGUCUCAAACUCGGCAAUUAUUGUAGCAAUGCCUCGACCUGCUCCCGUCCCUCGAGCACGGACGGUAUGCCAAAUCUGUGAUUCGGUCGUCGGCCGUCGCUCAUACUCUACAAACCCCACAUUGAAACCUCACAAUGCCGCUGCUAGGCCUCGAACUCAAAUACAAAGAAGUAUCUUGAAGACAAAUGCAGUCCAGAAGCGCCUGCUAGUCUCAGGUAUAUUCCCAACUGAAAAGCCCAGUGCCAGUUCCACAUAUACUCGCAGUACUCUGGCUGAAGAUGAUAACAAAAUUAAACCAACACCUAAGAAAGCAAGAGAGGAACUGUCAUCUGUCACAAAUAUGAUGACGUAUAUCGAAAGAAGCAAAUCCAAAGUGCUCACAAAUCGAGGUAUACCAUCGGAAGCAGACGUGGACACAGCUCUCCAAGCGUGCUGGGUCGUAGCGGAUUACAUUAUGGACGAUACUGUACAACCACAAAUCACCCAUAUGGUGAAUGAGCUCGACUCGACUGCAUCCGAACUUCUGUCGUUAGAUCGCACAAGCAAUUCUCGCCCUUCUAAGUCACCAGAAACCCCCAGCAUCAGCAUGACGGCCCAGGUCAAACAGAUCACUGACAAGAUAUCUCAUAACGCUUAUGCGGUAAUAUCUCACCCACCUGUCUUCAUCACGCCUAAGCUGCUUGAGAAAUAUGUCAAAGUUCAAGCCCGUCUAGGAAAACCGGAAACGCUCCCUAGAGUGUUCCAGAUGUAUGCGUCGAAACCUAUGCCCCGCGAAUCUAAAGGAUCAAUCAACUACGUAAAGCAGAAUCCGAACAAGGUAGCAAAUGCCAUCGACCCAGCGGUGAUCGAGAAGGCGCUAGACACCGCGAUUGAAAAUAAGAAUCUAGAUGCGGCGGUUGCUAUUAUAGAAAACAGUUAUGCUACGAAGGCCUUUGUUCGAAAUAAGCUCUUGCGCAAAGGCCUAGUACCAGGGGGAACAUUGGCGGCGACACCAGUGGCAGCUUACCUCUUGGCUACAAGUUUCUCUAAUAUACAAAACACCAUGGACGCCACAUUUGCGACCAAUAUAGCAUUUGCCGGAAUUUUAGCCUACGUAGGUUUCACGGGUUCCCUCGGUAUGGUUGCUUUGACGACAGCCAACGACCAGAUGAAUCGUGUCACCUGGGCUCAGGGAGUGCCUUUACGAUCGCGAUGGAUAAGGGAAGAGGAGAGAGCGGCGUUAGAUAAGAUCGCUUGCGCGUGGGGUUUCCAAGAGAAAUGGCGUCAAGGCGAAGAGGAAGGGCCGGAUUGGGAUGCCUUGCGGGAGUAUAUUAGUACGAAGGGCAUGGUCCUAGAUCGAACCGAGCUGAUGGAAGGGAUGGAAUAGUAGAUCUAUGAGACUAAUAAUACUCCCGAGAUCUACCUACAUGACAAGUAGCACGAGAUAACGACUCCACUAGGGGCAUCAUACUAGACGAAAUGACGACUAUGUUCAAGGAUCGAUUUUCGCCAAGGAGUUGACCAACGAGGUUGUUUCACUCCAUCGGACGUGAGAAGCCAGAGAAUUUGGUGUGCGGAUUGUGGGAACCGUCUGAAUGAGAGGUCAUGAUCUAGUCUCCCGUCUCGGUCUUGAGUCGAGAAUCCACUGGCUCUUCCAGCCCAGG